CCCUCUCGUAUUUGGGGUAACCAAUAAAAAUCGUUAUAUUCUUAAAUAGAAUGGUCUCAGCCAGUAUUAGAUCUUGUUCCAGACAGAGUGAAGAAAAUAUUCAGAUAGAUAAAAAGCAGUUAAAGAGGUUUCAUUUUCAAUAACAUUUAACAUCCAAAAGUGCCCGUAUUUGCAAAAUCAACCAUAUAGUCACCUGAUUUGAUGGUCCAUAAAAAAAAAUGUUUUUGGUCCCUGGCUGCCUUACCAACGUUUAUCUGAACAUCAUAAUUCAUUGCUCGUUCUGUCACCCAGUGCUCAGCAAUCUUAUCCCACACUUCUCCUAGCAUAGUGUAAAAAUGAUAACAUAAAGCUAUUUUAUAAGUGCACAUUUUUACAAUUAUUACACUGCAUGCAUCCCAUUUAAAACUGGACUUAAAGACAUGUCCUUCUGCAUAAAGAGCUGACUCCCAGGAGCGUUUGAUGUAUGUCCCAGGCGUUCCCCCAUGCUGGAAUGGGUUUAGAAAGGCUCUAGCUGGAUGCUCUCUGCCUGUCCUGUGGAGAGCGUCUCUGUGUUUGUCUUUGGUUGGUGACAGAGAGGAACAUGUGGUUCUGCGCUGGCCAAUGCUGAGCCUGGACAGGGACAUCAGCACUCACAGACUAACAGCAGUGUUGGCACAGCAGAAGGAUCCCUGCCACCCCUGCAGGAAGCCUACACAGGAAAAACACAGUGAGAGAGAGAGAGAGAGAGAGAGAGGGAGGGGUGAGAGAGUGAUUAGUAACAGAAAGAAGAGGAGAACAGGAUGCAGUGGAAGAGGGAUUUUGCAGAGCAGUCAGCAGAGAGGCGAAAACAAACACAAGGAAAGACUGCUGUGUGACCAGAUUCACAAGAUGUAAAGCAGCUUCAGGAGGAACCCUGCCUGCUUGUUUGCCACUGAUGCUCUGCAACAACAACAGCAGAGGACUUGUUGUAUUUUCAAGGAUAGUGAAGGUGGAAAGGUGCAAUGUGAGAAGCCCUCCUGUGGCCAAGAGGAUGACAAAUUAGCCCUUAUUCAGCAAGGAGAGACAGGAGUGCUCCGAGGAUCUGGAGAUGCUGUCUACAGCUCAGCAGAUGCUGCAGGACAGCCGUUCCAAGAUCGAGCUGAUCCGAAUGCAGAUUAUCAAAGUCACCCAGACUGGUGUUGGGGAUGGGAGCAGCAACCAUGACAGCACCAAUCAUGGAGAAGGAAGUACCCCAGUGGGUGUAAAUCCCCUGGACAUCCAUGUGUUUGAGUUAAAACACUAUGUCCAGAGAGAGACAGAGGUGGUGAAGGUGGCCAGGGAUGUGGUGAAGCAGCUUGAGGAGCUGCCAUCCCAGGACCAAUUGGCCCUGGCUGAGGCCCGGUCCCGUGUGCAAGACUCUUCUCAGAAGCUAGAUCUUCUGCGACUUUCUCUGGAGCACCGCCUGGGGGAGUUAUCUCAGGAGACUCUCCGGGAGCCUGUCACCAAGCAGGGGCUCCCUACAGUAUCCCCACCCCCUGAGGGACAACAGCAAAAUUGCCUACUUUGCUCCUUCCCCUCCUCCACCUCCUCAUCCUUUCUCAAGCCUGCCUCCCUAACAGGCACACUUGAGGUCAUGCUUCUGGGAUGUGAGGACUUGCUGAAAUCACUGCCAGGACGAGGCCAAAUAACCAGUGGAUCUUCUUCUCCGGAGAGCCCACCAGAUUUCAAUGUCAACAGCCAACCUGAUCACACAGAAAACCUCUCCUUGGAGAUAAGUGCAGUGUUGAAACUGGAUAACAGAGUGGUGGGUCGUACCCACUGGAGACCUUUGAGCAAGCAGGCCUGGAGACAAAGCUUCAGCAUCCAACUGGAGCGGUCUCGGGAGCUGGAGAUUGGGAUCUACUGGCAAGACUGGAGGGUGAUGUGUGCAGUCAAGUACCUGCGCCUGGAAGAUUUCCUGGACAACCAACGACAUACCCUGUGUUUGUGCCUUGAGCCCCAGGGAACACUCUUCACUGAGAUUACGUUUGUCAACCCUGUGAUUGAGCGCCAACCCAAACUAAGGCGUCAGAGGUGCAUUUUCACAAAAGAGAAAGGGAAGAACUUCCUUCGUGCUGCCCAGAUGAACAUGAACUUUGCCACAUGGGGUCAUCUGAUGAUGAGUGUCCUGCCUCAAUGUUCCUUUACCACUUUGAGUCCAUCUACUUCCUCUGAUGUUGUGGUCAACCCCUCACCUUCUACCAAUAAGGCCACUCGGUCAACCCCCCUACUGCCAGGUGAAGUGCCGGUGAUUAGUCUUAACAUAAGUGAGGAGCGUUUAGCAUUUAAAACGUUUAGCGUUGACCAAGGAAGAAACAUACCCAACACGGUGUCAACAGCACAGAAAACACCACCUAUGCCUACUCUGACAGAAAAAGAGUCCUCCAUUGAAAACUACACAGAGAGAACAAGGAUGCAGAUGGAAGACUUCAAAUGUAUCUCUGUCCUGGGAAGAGGACACUUUGGAAAGGUACUUCUAGCUGAGUUGAAGAAGACAGGAAAACUCUAUGCCAUUAAAGCCUUGAAGAAGAGGGAUAUUGUAACCCGUGAUGAAGUGGACAGUCUUAUGUGUGAGAGGAGGAUCUUCGAGAUGAUCAAUGCAUCGAGGCACCCUUUCCUGGUCAACCUGCACGGCUGUUUCCAGACCAGUGAGCAUGUUUGUUUUGUCAUGGAGUACUCACCAGGAGGAGACCUCAUGAUUCACAUCCAUAAUAACGUCUUCUCUGAGUUGCAGACCAGGUUCUACUCAGCCUGUGUUUUGCUGGGUCUAGAGUUCCUGCAUCUGAAUAAGAUAGUUUAUCGAGAUUUGAAGUUAGACAACUUGCUGAUGGAUGCAGACGGAUUUGUUAAAAUCACAGACUUUGGACUUUGUAAAGAAGGGAUGGGGCAUGGCGACCGGACAUCAACAUUCUGUGGAACCCCAGAGUUCCUGGCGCCUGAGGUGCUUACUGAUGAUAACUACACACGAGCUGUGGACUGGUGGGGCAUGGGCGUCCUUAUCUUUGAGAUGCUUGUGGGAGAAUCUCCAUUCCCAGGAGAAGAUGAAGAGGAGGUGUUUGACAGCAUAGUUAAUGACGAUGUUCAGUAUCCUGGAUGCCUCUCUCCAGACUCCAUCUCCAUCAUUCAAAAGCUUCUUAAGAGGAAUCCAGAGAAAAGGCUGGGAGCCGGAGAAGGGGACGCAAAUGAAGUCAAGGAAGAGAAAUUCUUCAAGACUAUAGACUGGGAUGCACUGCUAGCUAAAAAAGUGAAACCUCCGUUCCUGCCAAAAAUUAAGGAGUCUGUGGAUGUCAGUAACUUUGACAGCGAGUUCACGAGUCUCCAGCCGAUCCUGUCACCUCCUCCCGUGUCCUGCAGCCUCUCCCCUGAGCAGCAGGAGGCCUUCGCAGAUUUUGACUUCUCAGCCCUGCAUGGAUGAAGCAAUCAGAGACCAGGGUUGCAUCCAGCUGAUGAAAUGGUUGCAUGAACAGUUCCAUAGCACAACCUUUUCAUAACUGACAAUAACUGAAUGUAGCUCGCCCCAACGGGUACAUGUAGAUGAGGCGGACUGUCCUCACUGCCAUCAAAAGCCAUCAUCAACAAACUCAACCAAGCAGGAUAUGGGAUAUUCUGCAGGUGGAAAGUAAUUUGAAUGCAACCCUGGUAUUUCUGUGCCAUGAAUUAGUCUGACGGCCAAGUUCUAUGACUGUUUCAUUGUUUAUAGUACCCAGUGAUAUCCAAACAUUAAUACUAGUGUGUAAUGCUCUGGAUUUCACUCAAAUACAAUUGGCUGCCAUCUACGAAACAUAACAGAUUUGAUGAGCGGUCUAAUGUGGACAGAAUUUGAGCAUGCUUUGUGGCCUUUGCUUAUUUUGCUAUUAUCAGAUAACUGUUCCCUUUAGAGAGGUACACGCUGCCAUUUCUAUGCAUCACUGUGAGAGGCUUUGCCCACUGCCUUGACUGAGCAAAUGAAAAAGGCUAUUUAUUCCUGUUACAAUGUCUUUUCAAAAUGUUGUUCUGUGUGAAGAUGAAAAAUUCCAUGUUCUCAUAUCUGGGUCCAGUCAUUCCCUACCAAUGUGUGUUUAACUACUAACUCCUACUAACAUACAGUGCCUUGCGAAAGUAUUCGGCCCCCUUGAACUUUGCGACCGUUUGCCACAUUUCAGGCU
This is a messenger RNA of Oncorhynchus tshawytscha (Chinook salmon), 4142 nucleotides long. Its product is annotated as serine/threonine-protein kinase N2. Bases 1067 to 3412 code for a protein of 781 amino acids. The transcript is spliced from 19 exons. The record is from RefSeq and is a predicted model, not a curated record. NCBI's taxonomy places the organism in Eukaryota, Metazoa, Chordata, Actinopteri, Salmoniformes, Salmonidae. Gene Ontology annotation, biological process: protein phosphorylation. Gene Ontology annotation, molecular function: ATP binding; protein serine/threonine kinase activity.